Molecule: messenger RNA, 2397 nt
Organism: Alosa sapidissima (American shad)
Lineage: Eukaryota; Metazoa; Chordata; Actinopteri; Clupeiformes; Clupeidae
Gene: gphra
Product: Golgi pH regulator
Exons: 14
Coding region: 166-1533 (455 amino acids)
Biological process (GO): intracellular pH reduction
Cellular component (GO): Golgi cisterna membrane
Molecular function (GO): voltage-gated monoatomic anion channel activity
Source: RefSeq, a predicted model, not a curated record
CUUACAAUUUUGGAAGUUGACAGCUCAGUAACAAACCUGGAGCGUAAUGGUAUCUUGAUCACGGCAUUAUGCAGUUGAUUUAGAAGGACACACAUCACAAAUAUUAUCAUAGUUUCUAAACAAAGUUAAUUCCCCACGUUAUAACUUGUGCAUAGUCUAUAAAACAUGUCUUUCUUCGUAGACUCAGUGAUCAUGUUCACCUCCCAGGUGUUGUUCUUUGGUUUCGGCUGGCUUUUCUUCAUGCGACAAUUAUUCAAAGAUUAUGAGGUCCGACAGUAUGUCGUCCAGGUGGUGUUUUCAGUCACUUUCGCCUUCUCUUGCACAAUGUUCGAGUUAAUCAUAUUUGAAAUCCUGGGAGCUCUAAGUAGCACGUCAAGAUAUUUCCACUGGAAAUUAAACCUUUAUGUGAUUUUGCUUGUACUCAUAUUUGUGGUGCCUUUCUACAUUGGUUACUACAUUGUCAGCAACAUACGACUCUUGCAGAGACAGAAGCUUCUCUUCGCCUGUAUGGUAUGGUUCACAUUUAUGUAUUUCUUCUGGAAACUGGGGGAUCCCUUUCCUAUCCUCAGCCCUAAACAUGGGAUCCUGUCUAUUGAGCAGCUCAUUAGUCGAGUUGGGGUGAUAGGCGUCACCCUUAUGGCUCUGCUAUCUGGCUUUGGUGCUGUCAACUGCCCGUAUACCUACAUGUCUUACUUCCUGCGUAAUGUGACAGACAGCGACAUCUUGGCUUUGGAGAGAAGACUACUUCAGACCAUGGACAUGAUUGUCAGUAAAAAGAAACGGAUUGCUAUGACAAGGCGACAGAUGUUCCAGCGCGGAGAGGACCAAAACAAACAGACUGGAUUCUGGGGGAUGAUCAAAAGUGUCACCUCAUCUCCAACAGGAAGCGAGAAUCUGUCGGUGAUUCAGCAGGAGGUGGAUGCUUUAGAGGAGCUUAGUCGACAGCUCUUCCUUGAGACAGUGGAUCUCCAGGCCACCAAGGAGCGAAUAGAAUACUCAAAGACGUUUCAGGGAAAGUACUUCAACUUCUUGGGCUACUUCUUCUCUAUCUAUUGUGUUUGGAAGAUAUUUAUGGCCACAAUCAACAUAGUGUUUGACCGUGUGGGCAAAACUGACCCUGUAACCAGAGGAAUUGAAAUUACUGUGAACUACCUUGGUAUCCAAUUUGAUGUAAAGUUUUGGUCCCAGCAUAUCUCAUUCAUCCUGGUGGGGAUCAUCAUUGUCACCUCCAUACGAGGCCUGCUCAUCACCCUCACUAAGUUCUUCUAUGCUAUCUCAAGUAGCAAAUCCUCAAAUGUAAUCGUGCUUGUUCUGGCUCAAAUCAUGGGCAUGUACUUUGUAUCGUCCGUGUUGCUCAUGCGCAUGAGUAUGCCGCUGGAGUACCGGAGCAUCGUCACCGAGGUCCUGGGGGAGCUGCAGUUUAAUUUCUACCACCGUUGGUUUGACGUCAUCUUCCUGGUCAGCGCCCUCUCCAGCAUCCUCUUCCUCUAUCUCGCUCACAAACAGGCCCCCGAGAAGCACAUGACUCUGUGACAUCGCCACGUUUUUAUUUCAAUUUAGUUUGUUUUUCGUGUACGUGACUGUGGCGUUAAAUGAAGAGUCCCACUUGUGAUGUAGGUGUGGAUUGAUAAGUCGGCCAACACACAGGGGAUUUCACUGCUUCAUUCAGUGAUGAGCUGUGUACGGGUUGGUCAGGGAUUUGUGAGGGUUUACAAAACAUAAUUAAUUUGAUUUGGGAAAGCAGGUGACAUUGUCACCAGUUUAAUACGAAUGCAUUUGUUUUGGGUUAUUUCCUGUGAGGUGGUAUCUACAGUACUGAUUGGCAGAUGCGGGCCAGGUUCCGCACACAUACAACUGGCAUCAAUAGCUUCAAGCCUUAACUCAUAACGUAACCAUGAAAUCACACCAGUCCUUACAGUAAACACCAAAAAUCCACCCUGGUUUUUAAAUGCAGCCAUCAUGGUCUCAGCAUAGACUACUGAUCCCAGUGUUCUCUUGGGGUUCAUUGCACUAGGAACGUGAACAUUCUGAUGAUGUCUCCAGUAAGGUCAGAUGAUGUUUUCAAAAAGCUGUUGAGAUUUUUUGUUUGGAGAGGUUCAUUUUGACCAGUUUGAAAGGGGAAACUGGCCCAGUAAGUGUUCUUUUUUUCUUAUUUCUGCCUUUAAACUGCAACGAGGAACUUCAUUUCAGAGUUUAUAACACUGGCUCUGUAUCAGUUGCCAGUUACUCUAUAAUUGUAUAUUUUGUUUUUUGAAAUAGAGUCAACUUAGAUAAAUUGCGAUUUUAAGACUUAAGUGAUCAUGACAUGUUGCAGUUAAAUAUUAAAAAAGUGAUGUUUGGGUGGUCAUUUUUUUAUAUUAUGUCACCUCUGAGACAAAUAAAUAUGUCUUUGUUAAA